This is a messenger RNA of Vigna angularis (adzuki bean), 2229 nucleotides long. RefSeq lists its product as uncharacterized. The record is from RefSeq and is a predicted model, not a curated record. Lineage: Eukaryota; Viridiplantae; Streptophyta; Magnoliopsida; Fabales; Fabaceae. Bases 49 to 2229 code for a protein of 726 amino acids. Gene Ontology annotation, biological process: proteolysis. Gene Ontology annotation, molecular function: aspartic-type endopeptidase activity. The transcript has a single exon.
CUGCAAGGGGUACCAGAGGACGAAAAGUUGCGCCUGGCAUACAUCAGCAUGGAAGGGAUCGCAGGACACUGGUUCCGGUUUUGGAAGGAGAAAGCCAGGAACCGAUCAUGGGCAGGAUUAAAAGAAGCGUUGGUGGUUCGGUUUGGAGGCAGAAAUCGAGGAACAGUCUUCGAGAGGCUGGCAUCCUGUAAACAAUCAGGAUCCGUGGGAGACUAUAUCCAAGAAUUCGAGGUGUUGGUGGGCCAAGCAGAAAAAAUACCCGAGGCACAGUUGAUGGGGUAUUUCAUGGCAGGACUACAGGAGGGGAUUCGUAACCAACUCAGGUUGCUUGACCCGAAGGAGUUCAUGGACGUCAUGAGACUAGCAAGGGACGUGGAGGCGUUCCAAGCUGGAGCAAGGGCAAGCGGGGGAAUCAUCAGCAAAGGACAAACGUGGGGAAAACCGAGCGGUUCAGUGGCAAGGGUGGAUCCUAGCCGCCACAAUCAGAACCGAACGGGUACCGUUGAGAAGGAAGGAGGCCCAAGGAGAGAAGGCGAACGUACGUUCUCUAACGCUCAAGGCAGGAACGUACGAGAUUUACCGUACGCUGAGUACGUCAAACGUAGGGAGGAAGGGAGGUGUUUCAGGUGUGGAGGACCGUUCGGUCCGGGGCAUCGCUGUCCAGAAAGGGGACUACGGAUGGUGAUAUUGGCAGAAGACGAGGAGCCAGGAGGGGAAGAAGAGGUGGAGGUUGAACUCGAACCAAUGGAGCUAUCUGCUUUCUCGGCAGGAGGGCUCACCCAGCCCAGAACGAUGAAGCUGCAUGGGCAGAUAGGGACGAAGCAGGUUCUGAUUCUGAUUGACAGUGGCGCCAGCCACAAUUCCAUAAGCAGGGAAUUGGUAGAAGAUCUGGCAUUACCCGUAGUAGAUACACCACCCUACAGGGUGAGUUUGGGGGAUGGACAGAGAAAGGAGACGAGGGGGUGCUGUGAGGCAGUAACGAUCCACAUGGGAGAGGUUGUGAUCAAUGAACGAUUUCACCUGUUCGAGUUGGGCGGAGUGGAUGUGAUACUCGGGGUAGAAUGGUUGGCCAAGCUGGGCGAGGUAACCUUAAAUUGGGGGCAGCUAACUAUGGCGUACAUUCAAGCAGGGCGCAAAAUGACAAUUAAAGGAGACCCAACUCUAACUCGGAGAUUGGUGGAACCUGCAGCGUUGCUUAAGAUGAAGGAAGUAGAGGUCUGGUUGCUAAUGUGGGAGCUUGGGGAGACAGAAAAGGAGGAGGAGCAAAGACCGUACGCUCAGGUAAAAGAAACGUUCGGUCCGGAGUUGACAAGGAAGCAGACGUUCGACAUGAUGCGAAUCUUGGAAGGGUACGCGAACGUAUUUCACGAGCCGAACGGACUACCGCCAGAUAGGGGAAUGGUUCAUCAAAUUCCCUUAAAAGAAGGUACGGACCCCGUGAAUGUAAGGCCGUACAGAUAUCCCCAUGUGAUGAAGGGGGAGAUUGAGAAACAGGUGGCGGAAAUGCUGAAAGCGGGCGUUAUAAGGUCGAGCAACAGUCCAUAUUCGAGCCCGGUGAUUUUGGUAAAGAAGAAGGAUGGCAGCUGGAGAUUUUGUGUGGACUACAAGGCCUUAAACCGAGCCACUAUACCUGAUAAAUUCCCUAUUCCAUUGAUAGAGGAGUUGUUAGACGAACUAAGGGGGGCCAAAUACUUUUCAAAGGUGGAUUUGAAGUCAGGCUAUCAUCAGAUACGAAUGGGAGCAGGCGACAUAGAGAAAACGGCUUUCCGGACACACCAGGGUCACUACGAAUUCAUGGUGAUGCCGUUCGGCCUAACCAACGCACCAGCCACUUUUCAGAGUGCCAUGAACAAACUGUUGCAGCCUUAUCUGCGGAAAUUCGUACUGGUAUUCUUUGAUGAUAUACUGGUGUAUAGCCGUACUUGGGAGGAGCACUUGGAGCAUGUGGGGACGGUGCUAAGGGAGCUCGUGGCACAUCGAUGGGUAGCCAACAUGAAGAAAUGUGAGUUCGGCCGAACUCAAAUAGGAUAUCUGGGCCACCGGAUAUCCGGGCCACCGGAUAUCCGAGAAGGGUGUAGAGAUGGACGAAGACAAGGUACGAGCCGUGCUGGAGUGGGAAAAACCGAAGACGGUAAAGGCUUUGAGGAGAUUUCUGGGACUGACGGGAUAUUACAGGAGGUUCGUGAAGGAUUAUGGAAAGAUUGCCAGACCCUUGACCGAUCUUCUUAA